This is a messenger RNA of Suillus subalutaceus, 1830 nucleotides long. Its product is annotated as carbohydrate esterase family 4 protein. Gene Ontology annotation, molecular function: chitin deacetylase activity. The transcript has 8 exons. Gene Ontology annotation, cellular component: membrane. Bases 73 to 1476 code for a protein of 467 amino acids. Gene Ontology annotation, biological process: carbohydrate metabolic process. The record is from RefSeq and is a predicted model, not a curated record. NCBI's taxonomy places the organism in Eukaryota, Fungi, Basidiomycota, Agaricomycetes, Boletales, Suillaceae.
GUUUCAAGUUCCAAAACCAUCUUCUCUGUCCCGUCACUCUUUUGAUUUUGUCUUGGCUAGGCCUGUUCCGUCAUGCAGCUGCAAGCCCUCGUCACUCUUUUAUCUCUUCUCGGUGCUGCUAAUGCCAUUCCCGACCAACACGUUCGUCUUGCAAAGAGACAGAAUGCUGGCGCUGUCGUUGCCAGUGGUUCGAGCUCCUCAUCAUCCGGUGCCCCAACAACGAGCUUCACAUCGGCUACAUCGACCUCGAAUUCACCCGUUCCGACCACACCUGUUGGCACCACUAUUCCUCCACUGAUUAAUAUCACUUCGGGCAUGGCGACCCCUUCGACCGUCCCCCUCUCAGCUACAUAUUCCGCAGGCGCUACACCUUUAAUUUCCGGUGCUCCAGUUUUGCCUACUCCCUGCAAGUUUUCUUACCGAUUCGUAUUCCAAGCUGCAAGCUGGCCUGUUCAGGACCAGAUUGCACCUACUAAUUCGUCAGAGGUCUCCGAAUGGAUGGAAGAACUUGCUAAUUUCACCAUCCCCGACCUCACUCCUACGGUAGAUGGCACUUGCGCCAACGACCCGUCUGCAGCCGCGCAAGCUGCUAGUCGUGGUUGGUGGACCUGCGGUGGUUAUACCCGUGUUACUGAUAUCACUGCUUGUCCGGACAAGUUGACAUGGGGUGUCAGCUUCGACGAUGGCCCAGGUUUCUACAGUAUGGAGCUUCUUGACUACUUGGCUUCUAAGAACUUGACCUCAACGUUCUUCGUUAUUGGUUCUCGUAUCGUCGAGCGUCCUCAGGUUCUUGUGGAGGAGUAUAUGGCUGGGCACGAAAUCGCUGUCCACACCUGGUCGCAUCGUCCUCUCACCAUGCUUACUACCGAACAAGUCGUAGCUGAGCUUGGUUGGGCACGCAAAGCUGUCAAGGACGUCAUUGGUGUUACUCCCACAUUGAUGCGUCCCCCUUACGGCGACAUUGACGAUCGUGUUCGUGCCAUUUCCCUGGCAAUGGGUAUGGUCCCCGUUAUCUGGACUAGCACUGGUACUGGCGCAACGUUUGAUACCAACGACUGGAAGGUUCCAGGCGGUGUGGUCACAGGUCCUCAGUCGUUCGCCACUUUUGAGGCUAUUCUAACUAACGCAACUAUGCUGAACACUGGAUUUGUUGUUCUUGAGCACGACUUAUACGCACAAACUGUUGAUCUUGCCAUUGGCUACACGCUGCCUGCUGCUAUGAACUUUACCCCCGCACUUACUUUCGACUCGAUUGGUCACUGCAAUGGCAUCCCAAGCACGAACCUGUACCGCGAGAGCAACACAAACACGAGCUUCCCCUACCCGAACAGCACUAGUGGUGACUCGACCGUCCCUAGCAGCGCAGGCGGACAGGGUAACACCACCAAGACUUCUGGUGCUCUAUCGGAUGCCAUGAUGCCUAUAUCUAUGGUUGUCACUUCAUUAUUGGCUGCUGGCGGCUCCUUCCUCAUGUGACCUGACGGAUAUACCACUUACGCAAGCUUGAUACUAAUCUAGCUAGAUGAUGGACGUACAGCAGCUGUAUAUAUAUAUUUUGCCCUUCGUGGACAAGUAUGUUUUUGUGGAUGCUGCUCUAUCUAUUCUGAUUUUAAAUACCCCGUUUUCUCUCUUCAAUAUGUUGUAAUCUUGUGUGAGGUUUUGGGUUUGGGACAGAGGGCUUUGCAGGGAGCAAUAAAGUGCUUCGGUGUACGUCUGAGGUAUACUCUGACAUAAACUGCAAAGGGUCGUACGGGUCGAGUGCUGGCAGAUAAGCAUGUUACUUACGGUGAUAGCCGAUAAAUAAGGCUUGUAGGACAGUUAAGCUACGCG